AUGAUGAAAUUAACAGAAUCUUUCUAUUACGAAGAAACUCGUGGUUUAUGUGGUCGUAAAAUAUUACGUGAAAUUGGUGAACAAGGUCAAACAAAAAUUCGUCUCUAUGCAUAUGAAAGUUGGCCAAAACCAGCUCUUAUAUCAUAUUGGACAAUAAGAACAGUUUGGUGGUCAAAAACAAAAUGUGAAAUUAUUGAACAACAAGGUCAUCGAACAAGCGUUACUAAAGGUCAUAUGAAAUGCUUGGGUAAUGGUCGUUUACAGAUAACUGGUCAAUUUCAACGACAUACGGAUUGUUUCUUUCGUCUUAUUCUAUCAUCACAAAUAACUGAUGAUGAUUUAUCAGAUGGUUAUAUACUUUCAGGAGAUUUAGAACUUGGUGAUACAAAAGAUUCAAUGCAACAAAGUCAUUUUGCUGUUGUUAAACUUGAACAACAAGAUUCUCAUACAUAUAUAUUAAAUAAUUUUUAUAAAAAAGCACGAAGUUUAUUAUUGUUCGGUUGUGUAUGA
This is a messenger RNA of Rotaria sp. Silwood1, 510 nucleotides long. The record is from the annotation of a GenBank genome assembly. NCBI's taxonomy places the organism in Eukaryota, Metazoa, Rotifera, Eurotatoria, Philodinida, Philodinidae.